This is a messenger RNA of Fusarium odoratissimum NRRL 54006, 3042 nucleotides long. Its product is annotated as primary-amine oxidase. Bases 816 to 2726 code for a protein of 636 amino acids. NCBI's taxonomy places the organism in Eukaryota, Fungi, Ascomycota, Sordariomycetes, Hypocreales, Nectriaceae. The record is from RefSeq and is a predicted model, not a curated record. The transcript has 3 exons. Gene Ontology annotation, molecular function: primary methylamine oxidase activity; copper ion binding; quinone binding. Gene Ontology annotation, biological process: amine metabolic process.
CAUGCUAAUUUCAAUACGAAUUUCUGGGCGCAAAUUUCGACAACCAAGUUUUGAGCCCUUUCAGCUUAUGUCUCAGUCCUUUAUGCACAGCAGCGGGCUCUGCCAUGCUGUUCUUUGAGCGCGCUUCGCGAGAUCGAGUAGGUAUUGUAACCGCACCAGCGUUUUUCAAUAUUCUAUCAAGUGCCGACGAAUGAGUCAGAGCGAUCUGUCAAAACGAUCAAUGAGUAGGUUCGAUCAGCAAAAAGGUCUACACAUGACGAUCGCUAGCGCGACGCGUUACCUUUGGAGGCAAGAGGGGAACCGCGUUUUAUAACCUCCAAAGGCAAGGCUUUGGUGAUGUUUCCCCUCUCAUGCACAAAACAUUGGGGUUCUUGGUGGCAUUUGGGUAAGAUUAUCAGGAACAAAAGUCAAAAAACACCAACCGGGCCGGUCGUGAAGUUUAUCUCGCAUCGUCGAUGUCAUUAGAAGGCGCAACGUCAUCGGCCACCUACGACGGCCCUUCGCCAACUCACUUCUGUUUAUAUAUAAACUUGGGAGUCUUUGGUGAUAUUUUGUGUUCAUACCAAGUCACACCGCCAUUAGAUUUGAGCCUCAUAGACAAUCGACACCGUAACAAUGACCGCUGCAUCGCCUCAUCCGUUUGACCCUCUGUCGCCCGAGGAGAUUUCGAGGGUCAGUCAAUCAUCAAUGAAUAAUCCCCAAUCUCAGCAAUGAUAAGCUGAGAUAUCUAGGCUUCACGCAUCGUGCGCCCCCACUUUGGCGGUCAUGACCCCAACUUCCGUGUCAUCACUCUUCUCGAGCCCGCCAAGAAGGGAAUGAUCACUUAUCUCGAAAAAGAGCACCUCAAUCAACCCAUUGACCAUGCGCCAACUCGCCAUGCACGGGUGGAGGCUUCCAUCAAAGCCGAAACCGAAGGGAAUCACCUUUUUGAGCUUAUUGUCGAUCUUGACACUGACAAAGUUGUCAAAAAGCAGCAUGUUGAAGGGAAGCAUUCUUACAUCGACACUGAUUACAUGAAAGCUGUUGAAGCUGCUUGUCUCGCCAAUGCAGAGGUCCAGGCUCUGAUAAAGACUCUUGAUCUCCCUGCAGGCGCGACUGUUGUCGUUGAACCGUGGGCUUAUGCGACGGAUGGAAUGAACGAUAUGACUCAUCGAGUCAGCAUGUGCUGGUUCUAUGUACGGCUGUUGGAGAACCCCAAUGCGAACUAUUACGCUUAUCCUUUGGAUGUAUGCGCCGAGGUAUCCGAGUCUCUUAGGGUCAUGAAAGUUUACCGUCUACCAACAACACCAGACGAAAGAGCAAACAACGAGAAAAGGCCAUUUGAUCGCCGAAGAGUCCACUCUGCUGCCACUAGCGAAUACCAUCCCGACUUGCGACCAGACCCCAGGACUACUACCAAGCCACUACAUGUAACUCAGCCCGAAGGUCCUUCAUUCCAUAUCGAAGGCAAUCGUCUGACCUGGGAGAAAUGGGAUCUCCGAGUUGGCUUCAACUACCGAGAAGGUCUCACUCUCCAUGACGUUCGAUAUGAUGGACGAAGCCUGUUCUAUCGCCUUUCGUUGGCUGAGAUGUUCGUACCAUACGGCGAUCCACGAGCCCCAUAUCCACGAAAGGCUGCAUUCGACCUUGGUAAUGAUGGCGCCGGUAUCAAUGCCAAUAACCUCCAGCUUGGUUGUGAUUGCCUUGGGACGAUCAAGUACUUCGACGCUUAUCACAAUACGUCAUCGGGAGAGCCUCUGAAGUUACCCAAUGUUGUCUGCUGUCACGAACAGGAUGACGGAAUUCUUUGGAAGCAUACCAACUUCCGCACGAAUGUUCCGGUCGUAACUCGUUCUCGAAUUUUGGUCCUGCAGACUAUAAUAACUGUGACCAACUACGAGUAUAUCUUUGCCUGGCACUUCAGUCAAGAUGCUUCCAUCUUCUAUGAGGUUCGGGCAACAGGUAUUCUCUCCACUGCGCCAACCUCUAUAGAUCACAAGGGGACGUAUCCUUAUGGGAAUAUCGUGGCACCCGGAGUUCUCGCACCAUAUCAUCAGCAUCUUUUCAGUCUUCGCAUUGACCCUGCAAUUGACGGCCAUGCAAACUCACUCGUGGUUGAAGAGUCCAAGCCACUUCCCAUCGAUGAUCCGGCCGUUCAUAAUCCUUUCGGCGUUGGCUAUGUGACCGAAAGUCAAACGGUCGAAGAGGAAGGAGGCUUUGAUCUUGACUUUACGAAAGCGCGUACCUUUAAAUUCGUCAACGAGAAUAAGAUCAACCCCAUCACCGGUACGCCAGUCGGCUUCAAGCUUAUGCCCUUCUACAGCCAGAUGCUUCUCGCGCACCCUGAAUCCUUCCAUGCCAAGCGCUCGGAGUUUGCGGAGCAUGCGGUGUGGGUGACCAGGUAUGAAGACAACGAUUAUUUCCCUGCGGGUAAAUACACGAUGCAAUCAGCCGGAGGCGACGGCUUGGCGUCUGUAAUUGCGAGGCGCCGAAACACCGGAGUUACUCAUUCCGUGAGGAAUGAGGAUAUUGUCAUUUGGCAUACUUUCGGCUCCACUCAUAACCCGCGUAUUGAGGAUUGGCCUGUUAUGCCGAGUGAGAAGAUGAUGGUUGGGUUGAAGCCGGUGAACUUCUUCUCUGGAAAUCCGGGGUUGGAUGUUGCUCCUUCCACACAGGAGAAGAAUAAAAGUGUCCUUUAUCCAGGAGAGGAAAAGAAAGACCCUAGAUGCUGUGCUUCAAAGCUGUAAAGGCAAAUCGUGGUUCGAUAAUGGAAUUGACAAUACACAAUAGAGACUUGGCGAACAGAGGAUGCCAGCCUUUCUGAGGCCCUUCGUAAGGUUGAGUGACUUAUAUUCUAGCGGGUAGUGUAUAUUUAACUGCUGAUAUUGCUUCUUGCGGCUUGUCCCCUAGUACCUCGUAAUCAGAGUUGUUGAUCUUCCGGUUUUCCACUUACGUUAACUAAGGAUAACUUAUAAUAGUUUAGGAUAACUUUGUAAACUCUAACUCUUUGACUAGUUUGUAUCCAGCUUGCAAUCAAGCCUCGAAAAGAACCACUCAUUCUGG